AACACCUCGCAGCCACCCACUGCGCAGGUCUUGAAUAUGGAGGAGGUCUCUACGAUCAACGUAUUCCACUCGGAAUACCAUUAUCUCCUCGGUAGCUCACUUCUGGGCGCGUUCUUCGUUCUGUUGGUGGCGCCAACGUUUUGGGGUGGGUGGGAGAUUGGAAGGAGUGUGACCUUGAACUCGAUAGAGAUUUCCAAAGCGUUUGAAGCGCCAUUCUUCCAAGGAUCGGGCUCCAAUGCUACUGAACAUGAACUGGUUCAGAAUAUGGGCUCGCGCUUGUUGAGAUAUGGAGAGGCCGAUGAUCAAACCCGUGCAGAAGGUUCGAAGAGACAGCUGAAGCUUGCUGAUCCACCCGAGAUAGCAACCCCGACCCCUUGUGCCUUCAGAAUCGAGAGAAUUGAAUAA
Molecule: messenger RNA, 405 nt
Organism: Hyaloscypha bicolor E
Lineage: Eukaryota; Fungi; Ascomycota; Leotiomycetes; Helotiales; Hyaloscyphaceae
Exons: 1
Source: RefSeq, a predicted model, not a curated record